AUUCAUUUCCACACUUGGUGAAGAUGUUCCCGCAUAAAUGGCAUCUGUCAGGGCAACAGGACGGCCUAUAGACUUAGUCAUCUCUCGCAAAAUGGAGAAAAAUAAUCGAAUCAAACUAUCAUUACUGAGCAUGCAUUUUCUAUGAUCAGAUUUUUCAAAACUCUAGAAUGAUGCUCCUGAUUGUGAUACUGGCCUUGACCUGCAUUGGAAGCUCCCUUGCGGUGGAAUGUGUUGAUAAAAAUCAGAACUGUUCAUCCUGGGCUGUUAACUGGGAGUGCAAGAAGAACCCCAACUUCAUGGACGUCAACUGUAGAAAGUCUUGUGGGAAAUGUGAUCAUGUACCAUGUGUCAAUAACAACAUCAACUGUUCAAUGUGGGCCGUUAAGGGAGAGUGCAAGGCCAACCCUAAAUAUAUGGCCAUUAAUUGUGGGAAAGCUUGUGGAAUAUGUGAUAAUGUGGAGUGUGUGAACAAAAAUGUCAGCUGUUCAAAGUGGGCUGUUAGGGGAGAGUGUAAGGCCAAUCCUGACUAUAUGGUCAACAACUGUAGGAAAGCUUGUGGAAUAUGUCCUGGCGUGGCGUGUGUCAAUAAAAAUGACAGCUGUUCCAAGUGGGCAGUUAAAGGAGAGUGUAAGGCCAAUCCUGACUAUAUGGUCAUUAACUGUAGGAAGGCUUGUGGGAUAUGUUCUGAUGUAGAGUGUGUCAACAAAAAUGAGAACUGUUCGAGGUGGGCCCUGAAAGGAGAAUGUACGACCAACCCUAACUUUAUGCUUGAUAACUGUAGGAAGGCUUGCGGGUUAUGUGCUGAAGUUGCAGGUCUCUCGUUUACAGCUGACGAUUACGUCAUCAACGAAUGUCUGCCACUUCAUCUCAAGUGUACUUUAACGGCUGAAGGUGAAAAAUUGAGUUCCUCACUGCAGUUCAUGUACAUCAAACAUGAUCAAGCAGGAGUUAUCGCCACUGUAGCCGAUGGUGCAACGAUAACCAUAAACCCAAAUGUCGGUUUAGGUCAAGCAAAAGGCGAGAUCUCCGAAAAGUUGGGUUCCUUUAUAGAGCUGGCAUGGAAAAACCCAACAAGGCAGCAGGCUGGAAGCUACUUGUGCUUGGCCCAGUUCAAGAAAGCAGACGGCAAGGAAGUUGUCUUGACCUCCAAUCUGAGUGUUGAAUUUGAACAAUGCUGUGACGAUGUGGGUGGGAACUAAAAGAGACUCGUUUGACCACAGUGUCAGUGUCAUGACCUUUGCCCUAUAUCUACUGGUGUUGGAAUAAAAUAAAUAAAUAAAGUUAUGGAUUCAACAA
Messenger RNA from Biomphalaria glabrata, 1296 nucleotides. RefSeq names its product putative tyrosinase-like protein tyr-3. The record is from RefSeq and is a predicted model, not a curated record. The transcript has 10 exons. The coding region runs from base 168 to 1199 and encodes 343 amino acids. Lineage: Eukaryota; Metazoa; Mollusca; Gastropoda; Planorbidae.